Messenger RNA from Betta splendens (Siamese fighting fish), 2598 nucleotides. RefSeq names its product adhesion G-protein coupled receptor F3-like. Gene Ontology annotation, biological process: G protein-coupled receptor signaling pathway; cell surface receptor signaling pathway. The coding region runs from base 1 to 2259 and encodes 752 amino acids. The transcript has 8 exons. NCBI's taxonomy places the organism in Eukaryota, Metazoa, Chordata, Actinopteri, Anabantiformes, Osphronemidae. Gene Ontology annotation, cellular component: membrane. The record is from RefSeq and is a predicted model, not a curated record. Gene Ontology annotation, molecular function: G protein-coupled receptor activity.
AUGGCCGUUUCUGACAGGAACAAUCUGGCCAAGGAUGCAGCCAGAUUCGACACCAUCCAAGCAGAAGAACAGCAAACACUUAAACAGGAGGAGAGAAUGGAAGCCAUGCUUCAUGGACUGGCUAGAUAUGCGACUUGGAUGACCAUGUACGAUGAGCAACUCAAGCUACUUAGCCAGAGAGCUCCUGCUGAGUCUACGCCAGUAGUCCAGUGGCUCUGGAACAACAACUGCGAGCACAUUUGGGAGGAUCACAGAGGUAUGCAUGGAAAUCAGCGCUCACCACCUAGCAAGGCUGGAGAGGUUAUCCAGAAAGUCUCGACGGGAGAUUCACCUGGAGUCGCACCAUCGGGACAUUGCCGGGACUUUGACGGGAACGCGGCCGCUCCACUAGAAUCUGGAAGCCAGUCAUGGGUCAAAGAUCCCACACAGUUUGUUUUGAUUUUUUGGUUUAUUUUCUGUCAUGAACUGACAAUUCCCUACAUUUUUCCACAAGCUGGAAGCAUAUUUUGCGAUGAAAUUGUGACAGAUGGGGACUAUUGGCCAAAAACACCUGCUGGAGCCACGGUGACUAAUAACACAUGUGCAGAGGGCAGAGUUGGCUACAAGUCACGCACUUGUAUCGGCCCCCCAUGGCAGGACGUCUAUAACAAUUGUAUAAACCAGGGGUUAAACACAGCCCUGCAACAAGCAACUAAAUUCCAGAAAGGACUGGGGUCUACUCCGGAGGUGGCCAUGACUAUAUUUGAAGGACUUUUCAACAGCUCUGUAUCUGCUUCCAGUAACAAUAUUGCUGACAUUAAUGCAUCUAUUAAAGUUUUACAUUUCAUGGCGACUGCAUCAAGCUAUAGUAACUUGCCAGAGGAAGUCUUGCCUAAUUUUAUCAACGCAUCAAGCAACCUGCUAGAAAUGACUUGGAAUGUGCCUCCACUUAUUCUUUAUAAUGUGUCAUCGGCUUUCCUUCAGUCUGUGGAUGAUCUAGUGAAGAAUAUUAAGGUCAACACAAGCCAAGGAGUUAACAGCACGAACAUAGAUCUUAGGUUUUGUUCCACCAGUAAAUGUGCUUUGUCUGUGUUCGACGUUGGUGUGGAAAUGAUUAUAAGCAACGGAAUACUGAAAACUGCUGUUGUGAGAAAUCUAACAAAUAAACUACGGAACAACUACAAGCAUACAAAACCCUCCACGCUCUUGUUAUCAGCUACACUGCAGGACAACAAUGAUUCAUCUACAAAUAUUAUACUGGACUUCCCUGAUGACUGGCAGACCUAUUCCAAACCUUUCUGUGUCUUUUGGAACACCACAGGCAUGGACUGGUCAGAUGUAGGAUGCACUGUCAACAUCAGUGAUGAAAACCACACAGUGUGUGUGUGCAACCACCUGACUUCCUUUUCUGUGCUCAUAUCCAAGGAUGAGGUAUCGCCAUUUAAUACCAUUCUAGAAAUAAUCACCAAUGUGGGCCUGGCUGUGUCCAUCUUCUCCCUGAUGAUCUUCUUGACUAUUGAGUGUCUUGUCUGGUCGAAUGUAGUCAAGACCAACCUUGCCCAUUUUCGUCACACAGCUAUGGUGAACAUUGCCACAUUCCUAUUGCUAGCAGACAUCAGUUUUCUGGCUUCUACUCGUCCUGGAAUUCUCCCAGACAUCUGGUGCCUAAUUUUGACUAUAUGCAAACACCUGUUUUAUUUGGCCAUGUUUUGCUGGAUGCUGUGCCUGAGCAUCAUGCUUGUCCACCAGCUCAUCUUUGUUUUCAGCCCACUGAGCAAAAGAGUUUUCAUGGUCUUCUCCAGCAUUGUGGGUUAUAUUCUCCCACUGCUAAUAGUGGGAUCAAGCUAUGCGUACAGUAUCUACAUGGGAAAACCCUAUUAUAAUAAAGAAACAUGCUGGCUCAUCUUUAAUAACGGCUUGGAUAGCUCCAUACAUGCUUUCCUUCUCCCUGUGGGAACAAUUAUUUUGACUAAUAUCUUCUCCAUGAUGGUCAUCAUUUUUACAUUGGUGAAGUCCUGGGUCCCCAGCACCAAUAAAGCAGAUGACAAAAUGACAGCCAAAAGCAUGUUGAAGGUGGUGGUCGUUUUAACACCCAUAUUUGGAAUAACAUGGAUUAUUGGCUUUUUUCAACUCCUGUAUCCCGAAAUAGAUCCACUGGUGUUCUGUUUCACCAUCCUCAAUUCUUUUCAGGGCAUUUUUAUUUUGCUAACAGGAUGUUUCACAGAGCAGAAGAUCCGUGAGGAACUGUAUAAGAUGAUAACGCGGGUCUAUAGGAGCUGACCUCUCCACCCAAGAGAAACUUCAUGGACUUGUACUAUAUGAAACAUUAUUGGACAAAAAAACAUCAAACACAUUAGUUUCUCUCAGUUUAACUGGCAGAUAUUGAUUGACAAUGAUUUUUACUUUUGCAUGAAAAGUUAGGUGAAGAUAUUCUGGAAAUAUAGCAGGUACUACUGUAUUUGUCAUAAGCUAUGCAGAAACGUUCAGUGAUGAAGACUGCUACAACAAUCGUUUUUCUACCAAGCUAUGCCUAAUUGUAGUACAGUACAUUAGAAAUGUUUGUUACAUAUGCAUUUAAUAUCACUAUUGGAAUUAAAAUAUUUUCCUGGCUUUCAUGAA